Dendroctonus ponderosae (mountain pine beetle) is the source of this 1556-nucleotide messenger RNA. Its product is annotated as protein FAM8A1. The coding region runs from base 148 to 1101 and encodes 317 amino acids. Lineage: Eukaryota; Metazoa; Arthropoda; Insecta; Coleoptera; Curculionidae. The record is from RefSeq and is a predicted model, not a curated record. The transcript is spliced from 4 exons.
AGUUUUGAUGUUAGUAAACGCCAAAAUUUAUCUUUAUUAUCUUGUCAAAUUGUUAUUUUGCUGUUUUCCACUAAAAAUAGUUAAAAGUGGAAACACGUAAGUUAUUGCGUUGGCUAUGAGUGUUGCUUCGUUGAUGUACUCGUGAUAAUGGAAGAAACAAUACCUAACAAGGAAAAAUAUCAUGAACAAAUGGAUUGGACGCAAAUUAAACAAGAUAGGGAAGAUUAUUUUGAAAAACUUAGGAAGUGGUUGAAUGAAGCUAGAUUAUGGCACAUUUUGUCAUCGAACUUUCCCAAUCCCCUCCCAGGAGCCCCUUUUCCAGACGGAUCCCAACAACAGAAUUACCAAAACCCAUAUGCUCUGUUUUAUCAAAAUCCAGCAUUUGGGCAGAAUGUAGGAUUUCAUGCACAAAACAAUCCGCAGAUGCAGCAAUUUCCUAAUGGAAAUACAAAUAACACAUUGUCUGGAGUGCCUUUUUACCAAACAUAUCCAUUUAUUCCACCUCCCAAUCUAUUGAGACUCCCGACUACGUUUGAACUGAAAGUACCGCCAGUUUGGAAGAGAGUUUGUGCGGAACUUAUAGAUUUUUGCAUUUUAUUUACAUUGAAACUUAUUCUUACAUUCUUAUUUAUGGAAAGUUUUAGUAUUGGAAAUGCUUUGGAUCUUUAUGGCUUAGAUCUAUUGCAGAAAGGGCUUUUAGAUGGACAAGAGUUGAAUUUCCCCCUGGCAUUUGAACUUGUUUUACUUGAGUUUCUUCAUAGAUUUGUAGUGUGCUUAUUUGAGACUUACUUUCUAAGAGGUAAAACAUGUGCUACACCAGGAAAACGUUGCAUGGGUCUUAUGGUAGUCAACAUAGAAAACGUUAGUCUGAUACCAAAUCGACCAACAGAAGUUGUGUCAGCUACAGGAGUUAAACCACUAGGAUGGCAAAGGGCACUUAUCAGGUCCAUCCUGAAGAAUCUCAUUGUUGGACUUCUUUUACCAUUAUGUGUUACUUUCCACCUUUUUCCGUAUAAACGUACGAGUUACGACAUGAUGGCUAAUACAUUUGUUGUAGAAGCGCAUCCAGAAUUUUUACUAUACCAAAAUUUUCUUAGUUAGUCUUUCAAAGUUAGUCUUAUGGAGCCCAUUAAGCUCAAAAAAUUGUACAUGCAUCUGUAAAACACAAGCAUAUUUAAAGGUAAGCUGAUGAAUACAAUGUAAAAACUAACUUCUUUAUAAUAUGAAAUUAAAUUUACCGCUGCUAAACAUUUGUAAAUAUUAUUGGUUUCAUGCUUUUAAGAAAUGCAGUUAAAAUCUUUUUACUAUCACUUCAGUUAAAUUGUGCUGUGUGUCAUGGUGCUACACUAUAUUUCCGCGAUUUCAUUUUACGUAAUGUAAUGUUCGCUCUCUGAGCAAGCGCUCAAUAACUCGUUCAGAAACUUAAAUAACGAUAGUUGUUCAGUUAACGCUUGAUCAGAUAACCUGCGGCCUAAGUAUUUUUACAAUUACAUAACAAAUUUUUGUUUUCACUUAUGUUACCAACUUGAGUAAAUAUAAAGUAUACUAUUCGUCUA